This is a messenger RNA of Eutrema salsugineum, 605 nucleotides long. RefSeq lists its product as uncharacterized. NCBI's taxonomy places the organism in Eukaryota, Viridiplantae, Streptophyta, Magnoliopsida, Brassicales, Brassicaceae. Bases 202 to 420 code for a protein of 72 amino acids. The record is from RefSeq and is a predicted model, not a curated record. The transcript has 5 exons.
AUACCGUUGGAUUUUCUUUCAGAGGUUAUGUGGCCGUCCGAUAGUAACCCUAAGAAAGUCAUCGCCGUCACGAGGACGCUGUCGAAUUCUAUAUAUUGCUAACAAAUCAGGAUUAUGUAAAUUAGAGACGUCACACAAAUUUCGUUAGGUCUCGAAAAUUCCCUCUUCCGUAUUGCAUCUUUGCACCAGGAAAGUGGGAUUAUGGCGGGAGGAGGAAAUUUCAUUGCCAGAGUUGUUUCAUACGUUGCAAACGAGCUCAUAGUAAAUGGUUUGGCCAACAGCCAUGCCUUCCAGAGAUUUGCUGUGAGGACCUCAAAAAGAAUAGAAAACAUCUCUAAACUGGCUGCAGAGAACAAGGUGAAAGUCGCUCAACAAAUGGAAGAAAUUUCCAAGAACAUGGACUCUUUCAAGAAACAAUGAGGACUACAUGGGCCUAGCUCCGAUAGAGAAGUCUCUUUUUGUAUAUAAAGAAUGCUGAAAAUGUAAUAAGCUUGUAAGCGAUGAUCUUUUGAGUCUCUUCUUCAAAACCCAACUUGACAGAUGAAUUUCUUUGUCUCUUUUUAAAACCUAACUUGAUCAAUGAAUUUCUUGAACUCUUUUGCUUA